AUGACUGGAUUCACCGCAUCACAAAGGAAUAGUGCAGUUACUGAUUCUAGUGAAACCAAUCUCACUCCUUGGGAACAUUUGCUUCGCGCUGUCAAAGGAUUUCUUGAUAUUCGUAUACGGCAAGUUUCUUUUAACGAUCAAAUUACCGUGAUUCUAUUUGGCGAUCGAGCAACACGAAUUUAUAAUCGACAAAAGCUAACUGAAAUCGAUAUAGACCGACUAAACAUACCGAUGAAACUAUGUGGUGAACGUACGAACUUUUCUGCUGCAUUUCAGAUGGCUAUUAACACACUGGAAGAAGUUAAUAGGAAUCCAGAACGAAAUAGAUUCCGACAAACAAUUAUUUUUAUGACCGAUGGUGAACCUCAAGAAUAUCCGAAGAAAGAGUUAUCACAGUUGUGUGAUUACAGGCCAGGUUCGUAA
Messenger RNA from Didymodactylos carnosus, 423 nucleotides. The record is from the annotation of a GenBank genome assembly. Lineage: Eukaryota; Metazoa; Rotifera; Eurotatoria; Philodinida; Philodinidae.